ACGACCCUGACUAUAUGCUAUCAAAUGAUGAGGAUGGUCAUGGCUAUAACAGUGAGUCUAAUGACUCUUUCGAGCAAGAGGACAUAGAGACACCACCAGGUGGUCUACCAGCACAAUCACAUACAGAGCCACAAUGUGGUGCAACUCUGAUCUCCGAGAGGGUCACCCGAUCAACACCUCAUCCCAGCAUGGAAAGCCAAGCCUCACUGCCUCCCAUUGCUCAGCCACAAAAUGACGUGCUACCUGAGAACAAUGGCGAAAUUAAUAGACCUACCCGUGGACCUACGCGAGGCAUUGAAGCUCAGGGACUCAUUGACAAACAAGGAAAGCUUCCAGUUCCCAUUCCACAACUAUUUCGUGCGCCGGUAGGAAAGCAUGCUGCUCAAUUGGCCUCAAGGAUUGGUGUCGAGGUUCGCACACAUGUGAUAGACGUUGGCGUCCCUAGGUGGAAGGCAGUAGAUGAGAGUGUUAAAGCACCUAUACUUCAGCGCAUAAUGGAUAAGUUUGACUUGCAAGGAGAUCCAAUCGAUGUUGAAAAGGCAGUGGCAACACAAUGUGGACGGAGGUUGAGCAAUCACAACUUCGUUUUGCACAAAAAGUACAAGAAACUUAAAGAAACAAGGGGGGAAGAGUAUGCUAGAAACAACCCACCAGCUGGUGUCAAUCCAGAGCAGUGGACGAGCUUAGUCACUAAGAAGUGGACAGUUCCAAAAUGGCUGGAGCGAUCAGAAAAAAACACCUCAAACAGGUCUUGGUCUAAGACAAAACAUAGAUGUGGAUCAAAGUCACUCCCAGUUAGGGUUGCCGCUGCGAUGCACGAUAAUGGAGGUGUUGUGCCCGCGGUAACAGAGAUGUACAAGGAUACCCACUUCAAUAAGGACACACAAAAAUGGAUCUCUUCAGAAUCCGAAGUUCUCUAUGAUAAGAUGGUACAAAUAGAGACUGAACAUAAUGCGCAGGAAGGUGCAAUCCCGAUUACGCAAGAGGAGCUCUCCGUUAAAGGACUCAAGGCAAAGUCAGGCUAUGUGAAGGGACUUGGCAUUAGGCCUUCCUCCUCUAUUAGGACUGUGAACAGGGAGUAUGUAACACACCUCGAGGGAAAGGUGCAAGAGCAAGCUGAAAAAAUUCAGGAGCAAGCGGAAGGAAUUGAAGCAGCAAACAAUAAGAUAGAGGAACAGGGGAAGACUUUGGCUAGUGUUAUGGCGUUUCUUAAACAACAAGGAUUCACCGGUUAACAACUUGCUGAUUGAAUACACAUAAGGUUUGUAGGGGGGAAGAUGGUAUAUAGACGUUCUUCUAUGAAGACUUUUUGUUUGGAUAUAUGAAGACUCCUUUUUGGGAUGAAGGUCCGAGUCUUCUUUUUUGGAUGUAUGCUUCUAUGAAGACUCCUUUUUGGGAUGAAGGUCCGAGUCUUCUUUUCUGGAUAUAUGCUUCUAUGAAGACUCCUUUUUUGGAUGAAGUUCCGAGUCUUCUUUUUUCAUUUUAAUGAUGCUACAGAACUAUGAUGAACAUAUAUGGUAUGGUCUACCUUUCAUGUUUUUGUCAUGGGAAUAUUGAUGCUUUAGAUCCUAUGGUUGAAUGGACAUUAAUUUGGUAUAGAAUACAUAGUUUUUGUGGUUAAUGGAUAUCUAGUUUGGCACAUGAUUAUAAUGGUUUACAAAGAUGUAUUGGCUAUUAUGGUGUAA
Messenger RNA from Rhododendron vialii, 1685 nucleotides. RefSeq lists its product as uncharacterized. Lineage: Eukaryota; Viridiplantae; Streptophyta; Magnoliopsida; Ericales; Ericaceae. The transcript is spliced from 9 exons. The record is from RefSeq and is a predicted model, not a curated record. Bases 15 to 1235 code for a protein of 406 amino acids.